AUGGAAGAAGUGAGAAAUCAAAAGGUGAUCUUUAAGGAUUACGUUAAUGGCUUCCCCAAGGAAUCAGACUUGAUCCUUACAACUUCUGCCACCGUCCCCCUCCAGCUCCCGCCACAAGGAUAUGGAGUAGCUAAAGUUGUAGAAUCAGGGCAUUCAAACUUCAAGAAAGGUGAUCUAGUUUGGGGAUUCACUGGAUGGCAACAAUACAACAUUAUCACAGCUCCUGAUAUCCUAGUCAAGAUUCAACAUACAGAUGUCCCUCUUUCCUAUUAUACAGGAAUCCGUGGGACCGCAUGGAAAGAAACCCAAACAAAAAGUGAUUCUGAUGAAACUUCGGGUCUCUACAUAAUAUGCACGAUGGUGUCCAUAAACAUUGCAGUUUAUCUCUUUGAAAUUGCAAGUCCAAUAAAGAACUCGGAUCUUGAACUCUUUUCACUUCCAGCACUCUAG
Lactuca virosa is the source of this 450-nucleotide messenger RNA. NCBI's taxonomy places the organism in Eukaryota, Viridiplantae, Streptophyta, Magnoliopsida, Asterales, Asteraceae. The record is from the annotation of a GenBank genome assembly.